This is a messenger RNA of Lactuca saligna, 414 nucleotides long. The record is from the annotation of a GenBank genome assembly. NCBI's taxonomy places the organism in Eukaryota, Viridiplantae, Streptophyta, Magnoliopsida, Asterales, Asteraceae.
AUGUCAAAGGUUCUAUACGUCUUUGCUCCUAAUGCUAAUGUAUUCAAAGGUCCCCAUGCUCCUGAUACUCCUAUCGUUGUCCAAGCAAACAACAUUGGCUUCUCAUAUAUCAUCCCAAAUCAAUACAAGAACUCUGCAAUUGAAGAUUUUGACAACUACGUCAAAAACUGUCCUCUUCACUAUAUAUUCUGUGAUUUUCCGGAGCCGUUCUACCCUAAGCAAGUAUAUAUGCAUCUUACUCAACAUAUGGAUGAUUGGGUUGCAAUUCUUUAUAUAGUUGAAUCCUCUGAAUAUGAUGAAGAGUGUGGCGAGGGAAAUAAUGAAGAUGAAAAGGAUGAUGUUGAUGAUGAAGAAGAUGAAUUUGAUGUUGAUACUAACACAUUAGACGCUGAUAUGAGAGAGGAUUUUGCUUAG